This is a messenger RNA of Peronospora belbahrii, 1638 nucleotides long. NCBI's taxonomy places the organism in Eukaryota, Oomycota, Peronosporomycetes, Peronosporales, Peronosporaceae. The record is from the annotation of a GenBank genome assembly.
AUGAACGGAAAUGGCUGGACACCUUUAUCCAUGGAUAUGGAUCUCAAAUAUACAAAAGUGAGUUGUAGGACAACACCAGACUCCAUCUCUACUACGAACCAUCAAGUGUCUCAACAACUUGCAGUCGCUCGCACUCAAUUAGAUGUACUACGAGUAUUGAAAGAAGAAGGUCUGUCGAGAGUGGAUGCAAGGAGCUCGAAAACGUAUGCGACAGCAUUGGUUUUAGCAGCCAAAAGAGGUCAUACAAACAAUGUACGCUGUCUACUAGAUCGUGGUGUCUCUGUUAAUGCUGAAAAUCUGGAUGGAGACACUGCACUGCAAGUAGCUGCCACAGUCGGACAGCUGGAAACUGUAGAACUGCUCUUGAAUACUGGAGCUGCAGUAGAUGAUAAGGAUCGGAACCAUUGGACACCAUUGAUGCUGGCGACACGAGAAGGACAUGAAGAUAUUGUAAGGAGUCUCAUUCGUCGCGGUGCUUCAUUGGAGAUACAAAAUGACAAAGGAGAGACAGCUCUGAAUAUUGCGGCACAAUGGGGUCGACCCAAGAUCGCUCAGUUACUAUUGAAUGCAAGUGGUGAUGUGGAUACGACAGAUACUGAGGGGAUGACGCCACUAAUGAACAGCUCAAGGAACGGACAACUUGCACUAGUAAAACUCUUCGUAACAAAACAAGCGAGUCUGGAAGUUUUGAACAAGUCUGGUCUUUCAGCUCUUCAUCUUGCAGCAGGUGAUGGCCGAUUGGAAGUUGUGCGCGAGCUACUUCGUGCUGGGGCAGAUUUAACAGCACGUGAUCAAGGCAAGGGCUUGACGUCGCUCAUGUAUGCAGCACGACAUGGCCACACUUUUAUUGUUAGAGAGCUUCUACCGUUAUCAUUCCAACGGGGUGUGGACGCUGUUGAAAUCGAGAGCAAGAAAGGGUGUACGGCACUGUACUUGGCAGCUGUGAAACGUCAUAAAGCUGUGUGUGAGAUGCUGCUGGAUGUAGGUGGAGCUGCAGUGGACGCCGCAGAUACAAGAGGAAUGACACCACUUAUGGCUGCUGCUAAGCGGGGAUUUGUGGACAUUGUUCAAGUACUGUUAAGUCGUGGAGCGGCCGUUGAAGCUGUUAAUUGUGAUGGUAAUCGAGCGUUAGAGAUCGCAGCCCGCAAUGGACGAGCUGUUGUCGUCAAGCUCUUAUUGGAAAAUGGAGCCUUCAUUGACGCUCCGAAUCGUACGCGUGGAUACACAGCAUUGUCUACUGCAGCUAUGCGUGGUCGAGUCGAGAUCGUUCAUCUGCUUUUGAGUCACGGAGCGAAUCAAAAUGCUCAAAGCUGUGAUGGAGACACACCUCUACUUCUCGCAGCUACUCAAGGACGUCUUGAAGUUGUACGUGCACUUCUUAGCAAUAGCGCUGCACCAAAUAUCAAGAACGCAAUGGGAGAUACACCAUUGUCAAGAGCGGUAGCUGGGGGCUAUGUAGAAAUCUCAGCACUUUUACGAAUUGCUGCUGAAUUUCAAAAUCAAGGAGCUCUUACCUCUGUACAGGUUCGACCAGCGCCACAAUCUUCUUCGAGCAAGAAUUUCCAAGGCAUAUCGAUGAAUGCAUUCGAUCAGGUUUUAAGUCUCUCGAAACAAAACUGUGGACUACCAACGAAGUGA